Molecule: messenger RNA, 1906 nt
Organism: Hydractinia symbiolongicarpus
Lineage: Eukaryota; Metazoa; Cnidaria; Hydrozoa; Anthoathecata; Hydractiniidae
Product: probable dimethyladenosine transferase
Exons: 12
Coding region: 349-1269 (306 amino acids)
Biological process (GO): rRNA methylation
Cellular component (GO): mitochondrial matrix
Molecular function (GO): rRNA (adenine-N6,N6-)-dimethyltransferase activity
Source: RefSeq, a predicted model, not a curated record
CAGUGUGCAAUUCGCGUAUCGAAAUGUCAUUUUUGCGAAUCACUUUGCGAAGAAAAUGAUAAAAUUGCGAAUCGAAUAUUUUUAAGCGGCGACAAAAAUGCUUUUUGCGUUUUAAAAGUUUAAGCACGAAAACUGGUGCAAAUUGUAUUACAGUAUUGCUGCAUAUUUUUAAUAUGCCUGUAGUAAAAAAGACUGAUUUUAUAGACAUAUGAACAUAUAUUUGUACAUAUUGUGACUUUUGUCUGAUGCAAUGUAUUUACUAUAGAAGUCAUUCUGUGCAGCGGUAACAACGUUGAUUCUUUAUAUUCUUUGUUUUACCAUUUCUGCAUAGUAAUUAAAAUUACCAAAAUGCCGAAAGAAAGAAUACAGAAGAAAUCUAGAAACCAUCAGCAGGUUAGAGCAGAAGGCAUUCAGUUUAAAACUGAGCAUGGUCAACAUAUCCUAAAGAACCCACUUAUUGUCAAUGCCAUUAUAGAUAAGGCUUCAAUCAAGAGUACAGAUACAGUUCUUGAAAUUGGUCCUGGUACAGGUAACAUGACUGUCAAGAUGUUGGAAAAAGGUAAAAAGGUGAUUGCAUGCGAGUUAGAUCCGAGGAUGGCUGCAGAGCUGCAAAAAAGAGUGCAGGGAACGCCAGAAUCGAACAAGUUGCAUUUAAUUGUUGGAGACGUGAUGAAAACAGAUUUGCCAUAUUUUGAUUGUUGUGUAGCGAACAUGCCAUAUCAGAUUUCAUCGCCAUUUGUGUUCAAGUUGUUACUUCAUCGACCAUUCUUCAGAUGUGCUGUACUUAUGUUUCAACGUGAAUUUGCUCAAAGAUUAGUUGCGAAACCAGGUGACAAGCUUUAUUGUCGUCUCUCAAUCAAUACUCAGUUGCUAGCAAGAGUGGAUCAUCUGAUGAAGGUUGGUAAAAACAAUUUCCGUCCACCUCCCAAAGUGGAAUCAAGUGUUGUGAGAAUAGAACCCAAAAAUCCACCACCGCCAAUUAAUUUUCAGGAAUGGGAUGGCUUAGUGAGGAUUGCAUUUGUAAGAAAAAAUAAAACUUUGGCUGCAUGUUUCAGUUCUAAGGCGGUAAUAGAGAUGUUGGAGAAGAAUUACAAGGUUCAUUGUUCCAUGAACGAUAUUAUGGUUGAUGCAGAUUUUAGUAUGAAGGAUAAAGUCAACGAUAUACUUUCAAAUAAUGAUUUUGGAAAAAAACGAGCAAGAACGAUGGACAUUGAUGAUUUCUUACUACUUCUUAAUACUUUCAACACGAAUGGGAUCCAUUUUGCUUAGUCAACAUUUCUUUUGAUAAAAAAAAAGAUAUUGUUGCCACCAUGCUGAGUCGUAGUUGUGUGGUAGACGUGAAAGCUGUACCACAGUAACAGGAGCAUCAAUCGAUUAUGAAGUCGUUCUUAAGAAGAAGAUAUAAUGUGAUAUACGCGGAUAGAGCAAAAUAUUUUCUAAAUGGACGCAGUACACCAGAACAUCUAUAGGAACAUUGUUUAUGAUCUUUGAAUUACUAUUUUUUGCUUUAUGGAUUGAAUACAAAAGUGCGAAUUAAAUGCGUCUCACGAUAAUUUUGUUUGGAUUUGUUUUGUUUUUGACAAAAACAGAGAAGGACUAGAUUUUAAUGCGAAUGUUUUACUUGCAAUCUGUAGAAAAAUGUAGCGAACGUGUAAUCAGCAAUUUACAUAGAAAAUAAUAAUAUCUGUGAAAAUAAUUUUGCGCGAAAAAAAAAGUUUAUUUCGCGUUAUGAAAAGUAAAACGGCGCAAAAGUCGAGGAUAGUAGGAAACUGAAAUGCAGAAAAGUAGAUAACUGCAACACUCGUGAUUUAGGCGGAAAAUUUGAUUUAUAAGUACACACAGCAUAAGGCUCAUGUCCAUAGCCAGCCUGAAGUGAGUGAAUAAAAACAGGAGAAAAAAGAACAAU